AUGUCGUCACACGUUGAUGCUACCACACAGACGGACGCGCACUCUUUCACAAUUUCUCAGAUACUCAUAGAUGCAGCAGUGUCGACAGAGGAUCUGGGAGGAGAAGAUUGUGGAGUUAGUGAGCUUACCACAGGUCUCCAAGUCGACGAUGGAUGGAAGGCUCUUAAUGGCAUUCCUUGCGUUAUGGGUGGAUUGACAGUGCUUGUCGCAUCUGUUGGUGGCACCCUUCGUGGACAUGCCAAAAACAACUUUCCUUGGAAAACCCUACCUAAGGAACUAGCCCAGCUUGUAUUUUUCCUCGAAGGCUACCCCGACGAAACUAUUAUGCCCAGCGAGAUUCGACCUUCAGUCACUCGGUCCAAAGGCAUCCACAAUUUGACACGUGCCCACUGUGAAAAUCUUGUCAAUGCACUCAAGUCAGGCACCCUUACCAUCCAAGCCGUCACAAGCGACGCUGCUUGCACACGCCUCAUCAUGUCAAGAGACCCUAUCAUCAUUGGGGAGGCACCCAGACAUCGCUCAGUCCACUCCCACAGGCGAUGUGCGUUUGCUAACAGUGACUUUGACUGA
Molecule: messenger RNA, 570 nt
Organism: Suillus discolor
Lineage: Eukaryota; Fungi; Basidiomycota; Agaricomycetes; Boletales; Suillaceae
Exons: 3
Coding region: 1-570 (189 amino acids)
Source: RefSeq, a predicted model, not a curated record